UUUGAAGAACUGAAACUGGAAGACGCAGAAGCCACGAAAGGAGCAGGAAACAGCAUGGCGCGUCUCCUCAACGCGCCGCCAUCUUCUCCAUUCCUCUCCAACCUCACAGCCUCUCUUCGCCUGGUUCCUCCUCCCUUCGCUCGUCGAUCACUUCAAUUCAAGGUGAAGUGCUCGUCAUCCGGAGAGAGCCAGGAGUCAGAAUCGGAGGCCGGCACGUCGUCGUUGUCUUCUGCUACUGCUGGUGCUGCUUCAUCGUCGAGCGGCUCGACUUACAAGUUGUGCGCGGGUAUUGGAGGCGUAGGGUUUUGCGAGACUGCGUACUUGACGUAUCUCAAGCUCACAAACUCAGACGCGUUUUGCCCUAUCGGCGGCAGCAGCUGCGGUGACGUGCUCAACAGCGAUUAUGCUUCUGUUUUUGGCAUUCCUCUUCCGUUGAUUGGAAUGAUUGCAUAUGGAACUGUUGCCGCUCUUGGCAUAAGGUUGACAGGAAAAGAUUUUCCUUUUGGACUUGGGGAAUCUAAUGGUCGUUUGGUUUUGCUUGGGAUCACGACAUCCAUGGCAACUGCUAGCGCAUACUUCUUGUACCUUUUGAGCACAAAAUUCUCUGGAGCAUCGUGCUCUUACUGUCUAUUGUCAGCUUUAUUGUCAUUCAGUUUAUUCUUAGUUACCAUAAAGGAUUUUGGGUUUGAGGAGAUACAAAAGACGAUGGGACUACAGCUAUGCAUGGUGAGCUUGGUGGUAGUUACGCUGAGCACUGCAUAUAGCACUACUCAAUCAAUCCCUUCAAGCCUUGCUGAAAUGGAAAUACCAUUUUUCACAACCGAGAUUACAACACCAUCGAGCACUUUUGCUGUUUCUCUUGCAAGGCAUUUGCACUCUAUAGGUGCAAAAAUGUAUGGUGCCUUUUGGUGCUCUCACUGUUUGGAACAAAAGCAGAUGUUUGGACGCGACGCGGCAAAGAUAUUGGACUAUGUGGAAUGCUUUCCUGAUGGAUACAAGAAAGGAACUAAAAUAGCCAAGCAAUGUGCUGAUGUUGGAAUUGAAGGCUUCCCUACAUGGCUGAUAAAUGGUGAGGUUUUGAGCGGAGAGCAAGAAUUGUCAGAGCUUGCCCGAGCAUCUGGAUUUGAAUCUAACGAACUUAGAGGACUUAGCUAAGAUGCUUCAUCUCUGUGAUCUGCAUAACUUCCAUUUCCCAAUACACCGGCACACAUCAUACAUAGUCUGAGAUGGUGCUUCUCUUUUACUAGUUGCUUUACAAAUCAUUGGGCAUCAGGAAAGCUCCUUUUUUUUUUUUUUACUUUUGUGGAAAUUGUAACGUUUGUCUCAAAUAUCA
Rhodamnia argentea is the source of this 1333-nucleotide messenger RNA. Its product is annotated as thiol-disulfide oxidoreductase LTO1. The record is from RefSeq and is a predicted model, not a curated record. The coding region runs from base 55 to 1155 and encodes 366 amino acids. NCBI's taxonomy places the organism in Eukaryota, Viridiplantae, Streptophyta, Magnoliopsida, Myrtales, Myrtaceae. The transcript is spliced from 7 exons. Gene Ontology annotation, molecular function: oxidoreductase activity.